Messenger RNA from Arctia plantaginis, 1848 nucleotides. The record is from the annotation of a GenBank genome assembly. Lineage: Eukaryota; Metazoa; Arthropoda; Insecta; Lepidoptera; Erebidae.
AUGCCACGAGUAUAUAAGCCAAGACCUGGUGGGAAACAAUAUAAAAAAUAUGACGAGACUGUAAUGAAACAGGCGCUCGAUGAGCUUACUUUAAAUCGUCAUGCAACAAUCAGAUCUAUAGCAGAAAAAUAUAGUAUUAGCAGAUCAGUUUUACAGAGGCAUAGCAAUAGACAAAUGAGGUCACCAGGAGGCCAAAUGGCACUUACUAAAGAAACAGAAGAUUACAUUGUGCUGAAUCUGAACACUUGUGCUGAAUGGGGAUAUCCUUUAGAUAUAACAGAUUUAAGACUUUUAGUAAAAAGUUAUUUAGAUAUGUUAGGGAUUACGCACAAAAGAUUUAAAAAUAAUUUGCCGGGGAGAGAUUUUGUCUUCAAUUUUUUGGAACGGCAUAAAAGUACGAUUUCGGAGAGGCUAUGUCAAAACAUUAAACGCGCUAGAGCAGCUACAUCACCAACCAUUAUCAAUAAAUAUUUUUCGGAAUUAGAAAAGUCACUUGAAAAUGUGCCGCUGGGCAAUAUUAUUAAUUAUGAUGAGACAAAUUUAUCGGACGACCCAGGCCGUCACAAAAUAAUAACGAGACGAGGAUGUAAAUAUCCAGAACGUGUUUUAAAUCAUUCUAAAGCUUCAAUAUCACUUAUGAUGGCAGGAACUGCAGAAGGAGAGCUAUUACCACCGUAUGUGGUUUAUAAAUCCACAAACCUUUAUGAUACGUGGGUGAAAAAUGGACCCGUAAACGCAAGAUAUAACCGAACGUCGUCAGGGUGGUUUGAUGCAGAAGUGUUUAAAGACUGGGUCAAGGAAGUGGUCAUUCCAUUUUUUAAAAAUAAGCAAGGGAAAAAAGUCUUGAUAAGCGAUAACCUAUCGUCUCACUUAUCGAUAGAACUGAUAGAUAUCUGUAAGAAUUUUGACAUUCAUUUCGUCUUUUUACCGGCAAAUUCAACACAUCUCACGCAGCCGCUGGAUGUGGCGUUUUUCCGCCCGAUGAAAGUAGCCUGGCGUCAAAUUCUUCAAAAAUGGAAGAAAACGGACGGCCGUUUACUAUCAUGUGUACCAAAAGGUUGCUUCCCAAGAAUGUUAAAGUUGCUCAUGGAUCAAAUUAAUAUAAAUUCGGAAAAUAACAUUCGGGCAGGAUUUCGUAAGACUGGUAUCACUCCAUUUAAUCCUAAUGAAGUGUUGGCAAGAUUACCGGAAGAGAUGCAGAAUGAUGAAGAGGUUAAAGAAGCUAUAGACAAGUCAGUUUUAAAUUUAUUAAAAGAAAUACGAUACGGAAGUAUAAAUAUUAAAGAACCAAAGAAUAAAAAAAAAAUCGAUGUUAUUGCAGGUCGAAGUGUUUCACACGAGGACGUAGAAAGUUACGCUGAUACAGAUACUAAACCUGAAAUAAAAAAGAAACGAAUCCAAAAAAUAAAUAAUACAAAAAGUGCCAAAGGUAAAGGUGUAGGAAAAAAAACCAAAAUAAUAUGUGAUGAAAAAGAAAAUAAACCGCCAUCGCCAAUAGCACAUUGUUCAAGGGCAUUCGAAUCAAUCAUAACUGAAACGAACAAUUUGCCCGCAUCUGAUAAUGAUCAAGAACAGCGUAAUGAUUGGCGUCUUAUAGAAGUUGAAAAAAUACCCGUUGUGCUAACAGAAGAUUUACAAUUGUAUGAAGAAAUAGUAAUACCAUGGUGCGGACCUACAGAUUUGAAAGGAACAAAUGUGACAGAAGAAACAAAUCUGAUAGAAAUUGAAAAUGAACACGCCAGUACUAGCACUACAAAUAAGCCGAACAUUAUUAUUAAUAGUAAUACAAAAUUACCUUUACAACAAUUAACAAAACUUUUUCCGAAAAAUCCAAAAAGCAAACUUUGA